Molecule: messenger RNA, 519 nt
Organism: Rhizophagus irregularis DAOM 181602=DAOM 197198
Lineage: Eukaryota; Fungi; Glomeromycota; Glomeromycetes; Glomerales; Glomeraceae
Biological process (GO): proton motive force-driven ATP synthesis
Molecular function (GO): proton-transporting ATP synthase activity, rotational mechanism
Source: RefSeq, a predicted model, not a curated record
AUGGCCUCUUCAACUCGUGCUGCAGCUGCGAUCGAUUGGUCAAAACUUACGGUCUCUUUAGGGUUAAAAAAAGAAACAGUAGCUGCACUUCAAGCCUUUCGUAAGCGUAAUGAUGAGGCAAGAAGGGUAGUUUCAGCUUUGAAAGAACAAAAAACUGACAUUAACUUUGAACAUUAUAGAAAGAUCUUGAAGAAUAAAAGUAUUGUAAAUGAAGCUGAAAAUGCUCUAAGAACCUUUGAACCUGCAAAAAUUGAUCUUACAACACAAAUGAGAGCUGUUGAAACUAUUGAGACAAAGGCGGUUGAAAAUGCAAAAAAGACAGCAGCAAGAGUUGAUACAGAAUUGAGAGAUUUACAUAAUACAUUAAAGAACAUUGAACAAACAAGACCAUUUGAAAGCAUUACUAUUGAGGAAAUCGUUAAAGCUAAACCUGAAAUCAAUGAUAUUGUAGAGAAGAUGGUUAAAAAAGGACAGUGGAGUGUUCCUGGUUAUGAAGAAAAAUUUGGCUAUGGUGCCUAA